This is a messenger RNA of Seriola aureovittata, 1865 nucleotides long. RefSeq lists its product as uncharacterized. NCBI's taxonomy places the organism in Eukaryota, Metazoa, Chordata, Actinopteri, Carangiformes, Carangidae. The record is from RefSeq and is a predicted model, not a curated record. The transcript is spliced from 4 exons. Bases 98 to 1402 code for a protein of 434 amino acids.
AGCUCAUCCGAAGUAGCAGGCACACUUUGCUGAGUCCAGUUCACUGAAGACUCUGCUCUCCGAGUCCGAACCUCCAGCCCCUCUGCUGCUAGCUGCCAUGGCCAAGCGCAAGUCAAAGAAACCGCAACAAAAAGACACUUCCAUGUUGUUGGAGUUGUCACCACCGCAGUCCAAGAGCAGGAUAAGCUCCUGUGUUUCUCCAGCUUUGUUGUUCAUUAUUGUUUUUUCAGUCGGGGCCUCUGCAGUGGGCUGGUUUUGUGCGCAGCAGCAGCACAGCCUCGACCAACUGUCAGAGUCUUUCACAACAAUGCAAAGGGAAAUCACAAACUUGCAGCAGGUGAUGGAGAUGACGGUCGCACAGACUGAUACAGGCUCGGGUCUGGAGGAGAGGAUCUUCACUCUGGAGGAGGUUCAGAAACAGGCUCAGCAGAAAGCUGAAGUUGCCCUCGCCACAUCAGAGAAGCUGAAGAACACUGACCUUUACUCAAACCUUUGGGCUCUCCAUGAAGAGAUGGACACUCAAUGGGCUGAAGUAAAGCAGGUCUCACUGUCAAUCGCAGCUCUCCAGGCUAUGUUCAAGAACCACACUGAAGAGUUUGACGCUGUGAAGGAGAGAGUAGUCGCCACUUUGAGCUCCAGCUCAGCACUGGCUGAAAACGUGGCUGGGUUGACGAGUGCUUUGUCCAGUGCAUGCUCCAGAGUGGAUGAGCAGGCUGCAUCAGUGGAGGCUCUUAAUGCACAGUUAGGGGGACAAUCCUCCGAGCUGAAUGAGCUGAGAGAGCUGCUGUAUCUUCAUAAUGUUGCACUUUACACAAACAACCAGGAGAUGACUGCAAUAAAGGAGCUGGUGGAGACUAAGCAGGCCAUGCGUGCCCAGGCAUUAGAAGAGAUGCUCAGUUCGGUGCUGACCACUCUGGAUGAGCAGUUUUUCACUUCACAGAGCCUCCACAGCAGCGUCAUGGCUCAGCUGGACACUUUUCACACCCAGUUGGUGAAUGGUCCUUCUUGGUCAAUGAAUCUUAAGUCAAAUGAAGAGGACCCAGCAGCAGGAGAGUUCAUCUCCACCACGUCACAGAAUGCCACUGGGGUGCAGGAGAAGCUCGAAGAUAUUGAGGAGGAGGCUGAGCAGCAGGGGUCCAAAGGCGCAGUGGAAGAGGAGGCAAAGGAUGAUGAGCAGUCACUGGAACAAGUAGUGGAGGGGAAUUCUACAGAAGAGCGAGACGUUACACCAGAAGAGGAGGAGGAAAUUGCACGACCAGGGCAGAGUGAAGAGAAGGAGGUCGCUGGCGAGACAGCAGAAGAGGAAGUCGCAGAAGAAACGACGGACAAGUCCUUGGAGGAGGAGGAGUUGCAUGAAGAGGAUGCGGAAAGACAGGAUUCUGUAGAGGAAGAGUCACUUUAAUUAGACACUAAAAUCUUCAUGAACAAAACUGAAGAGGACGAGUAGAUUGAACACCUGUAACCGUUGCAGUUCAGCAGUAUUUUCUGUAGUUCACAUUACUGUGAUUUUAAAGUCUUAUAUAGAUGAAUGGGAACCAUGCAACAAAUGAUUUGGAACGUUUGUUUUAUUUCAUCUAGAUGGGGUUGAUUGAUGUAUGUGUCCAAGCAGUUACACAUCACUGAAAAAUGUGAGGAUUUGUAUUGUUUUAUGCCCCUACACUGUCCCUGUUUGAUGUGAACUUCUGUAGUCAGAUUCCAACUGUGUACAACAUUUGUAAGGAUCUUACUUUUCUUGAACAUGCGCUGUUCGCAUUAAAAAUUAGUUUAAUUUUAUACAUUCUAGUUAUGACAACAAGUGUUAUGAUUGCUGUUGUUAGUGCAAUAUAAAGGCAACAAUUGAAAAGAUAAAACAUAAAUAGAAAAUG